Molecule: messenger RNA, 1936 nt
Organism: Saitoella complicata NRRL Y-17804
Lineage: Eukaryota; Fungi; Ascomycota; Saitoellomycetes; Saitoellales; Saitoellaceae
Product: nucleotide-diphospho-sugar transferase
Exons: 1
Coding region: 278-1813 (511 amino acids)
Biological process (GO): UDP-N-acetylglucosamine biosynthetic process
Molecular function (GO): UDP-N-acetylglucosamine diphosphorylase activity
Source: RefSeq, a predicted model, not a curated record
GAUGGUGGUAGGGUGUACGGAGCGGGUUGCCAGGCGCGUACAAGCCGCGGUCGACGUCGACGUCCCGAACUACGUGUAUAAAACCUUAAUUCAAAACCGGACGGGUACCUCACUCUUCAUCCUCAUCCUACCCUCUUAAAAAGAACUCCAUCCUCUUCACGAAUCGAAGGACUCAGUCUCUCACGUCACACCUGCAUUCGCCUCAGUCCAGUGACGCACGGACCUCCCCACCCAAAAAUACUUCCCUCGAACCCCCACACUCGCCCAUAUAGCAAUUAUGGACGCAAUCAAAUCCGUUGUCGAGAAGGUCGUUCCCGGACUCGUGGACACCGCUUCUCCUCCCUCCGGGGCUCAAGUCGCCGACCUCCGCGCCAAAUACGAUGCAGCCGGCCAAUCCCAGGUCUUCACCUUCUGGGACUCGCUUUCCGACAGCGAGAAAGCUGCGUUGUACACCCAGUUGUCCGAUAUUGACCCUGAACGCGUCAACCGUAUCGCUACCGAGACCCUCAACCCCGCUCUCACUGCUGAGGGAGACGACAAGGUUGAGCCCCUUCCCGCCGCACAGACCGCCUCCACCAUCGAUGCUUCCGAGUCUCAACUCCAAGCCUGGAGAACGAAGGGUCUUGAGCUUAUUGGCGAGAGCAAGGUUGCUGUUUUGUUGAUGGCCGGAGGACAAGGUACCCGUCUCGGGUCCUCUGACCCGAAGGGAUGUUUCGAUAUUGGUCUUCCCUCUCACAAAUCUCUCUUCCAACUCCAAGCCGAGCGUAUUCGUCGCGUCGAGGUCCUCGCCGCCAAACACGCUGGAAAGGCAGCGGGUGAGGUCGUGGUGCCGUGGUAUGUCAUGACCUCCGGGCCCACCCGUGGUCCCACCGAGGCCUUCUUCCAGAAGAACAACUACUUUGGUUUAAAGAAGGAGAACGUCAUCGUUUUUGAGCAGGGUGUCUUGCCUUGCCUCACUAACGACGCCAAGAUCAUCCUGGAGUCAAAGGGCAAAGUCGCGGUAGCUCCCGACGGCAACGGUGGUCUCUACCGCGGUAUGAUCACCUCCCCCGUCCUCUCCGACCUCGAGAAGAGAGGCAUCGAACACGUCCACGCAUACUGCGUCGACAACUGUCUCGUCCGCGUCGCAGACCCUACAUUCAUCGGAUUCUCCGUCGCCAAAAACGCGGAUAUCGCGACUAAAGUCGUACGGAAACGCGCGCCCGAGGAGCCGGUUGGACUCAUCGUUUUGAAAGGUGGGAAGCCGGGUGUUGUGGAGUAUUCCGAGAUUGACGAGGCUUUGACGAAGCAGGUUGAGGAGAUGGGGGAGGAGAAGGGGUUGUUGAGGUAUCGGGCUGCUAAUAUCGUGAAUCACUACUACCAUAUCAGGUUCUUGUCGAAGAUCCCGGUGUGGUGCGAUAACCUGCCACACCACAUCGCACGCAAGAAGAUCCCAUACGUCGACCUCGAAUCAGGCGAAACCGUCAAACCCUCAAAGCCAAACGGCAUCAAACUCGAACAAUUCGUCUUUGACGUCUUCCCCUUCAUCUCGUUGGACAAUUUCGCCUGUCUUGAGGUUAAACGCGAGGAUGAGUUCUCGCCGCUCAAGAAUGCUAGGGGCGCGGGUGAGGAUGAUCCCGAUACCUCGAAGAAGGAUAUUAUGGCGCAGGGGAGGAAGUGGGUUGAGGCUGCAGGUGGGGUUGUGGAGGGGGAGAGCGAGGAGGAGAGUGGGGUUGAGGUUAGUCCGUUGGUGUCGUAUGAUGGGGAGGGGUUGGAGGGGUAUGUUAAGGGAAAGACGUUGAGGGCGCCCGUUAAGAUUGAGGCGGAUGAGUAAGGGUGGUAAGAUGCGUGACUGUAGGGAUGUAGGAUAUUACAUUAUAGUGACAUUGCUUAUGGAUUCUAUGAACUUGCUUCUUGAGUGUUGAUGAUUGCAAAACCUGUCCACCUAAAAAGUCAC